Ostreococcus lucimarinus CCE9901 is the source of this 333-nucleotide messenger RNA. RefSeq lists its product with no specific name. The transcript has a single exon. The record is from RefSeq and is a predicted model, not a curated record. Lineage: Eukaryota; Viridiplantae; Chlorophyta; Mamiellophyceae; Mamiellales; Bathycoccaceae. The coding region runs from base 1 to 333 and encodes 110 amino acids.
AUGCAAAUAGUGGAUUCGACGACGUCCGAGUACAUGCGACGACGGGACGAGGCGGCGAGUUUUAAGUGCUCGGGCGGGAUGUUCGAUUGCGAUUCGGAUAGACGAGAGUACGCGCGCGCGCAGACGGAGCGCCUGCGAGCGAGAAUCGCGACGAGGGAUCCGGAGAUGGACGCCGAGGAGGUUUCGCCGUGCACGGUGGAGGAUCCGUGCACGGAUAACGUGCUGCAGGCGGCGUUGGCGGGGGUGCAAGGCUUGACGACGAGCGAAAAAUUGGAAAAGAUGGGACGACCGACGGACGCGGUGAAUUCGUCGAGUCAGUAUUUCGGUUUUUGA